Molecule: messenger RNA, 1119 nt
Organism: Angiostrongylus costaricensis
Lineage: Eukaryota; Metazoa; Nematoda; Chromadorea; Rhabditida; Metastrongylidae
Source: the annotation of a GenBank genome assembly
AUGUUCGUUAAGGAUCUUUUAGACCUCGAAAUCUCUGUUGGGUAUAGCUUUACUUUGAGAUUCGAUGAGUGCGAUGAGAAACUGGCAAUCGGAUUGUCUACGGAGCUGAUUCGCAAUGAAAACGUUGACGUUAUUAUUGGGCCUAGCUGCGCUGCUGCUGCUCAUGUAGCAGCAGUGAAUGCUGUCUUUUACAAUCUUCCGAUAUUUACCUGGGGAUUGAGCACUUCGUAUUCUCUGAGUGACAUCUCGCGGUAUCCUACUGUUGGUGUGCUUUCGGAUGCGUUCUCUGAAACGAAUGACGUUAUCAUCACUAUAACUGUCGAAAUAAGGAAAAUGAAAUUCGAAGACAUAGCUCGAGUGUUAGGAGACGUUAGCUUGCGAGCGAGGGUUGUUGUGGUUUGCCUACCGGAGGGUUACGGCUUUAAGAGGACGUUUAUCUUGGCGGCAAAGGAUGCCGGAUUUCUUAAUGAGGAAUACCUUUACAUCUUCGCCGACACAAAGUCGAAAGGAUUCUAUAUUCCUCUACUAGGUGGCAAAGAAAGAUUAAUAUGGAAAGAUGUAGAAACUCCAAGUGAUGGUAGAGAUGCGGAGGCAAUGAUGGCUUUCGGACGAACACUGGUCAUAUCAGAUCACAUGGGAACAGGGGGAAGUGAGGACGGUUACGAUGCUUUCAGCAAGGAAGUGAUUUCAAGAAUGAAAGACUCGCCAUUCAACUGUGUGGAUGAUUGCAACAAAACCGAAUAUUCCUACGCUGCUGCUUAUGCCGGUGAACUUUUCGACUCUCUGUAUGUCUAUGCUCGUGCGCUAAACGCAACACUUAAGCAAAACGCUACCGCUCUCCGUAAUGGAACGACAAUCAUCGAAAACGUCGAAAUGACAUUUGACGGUAUGUCUGGCGUUGUCAAAGUGGGCAAGAAUGGAGUUCGAUUUCCUAAUUUCUAUGUCGAUGGUCUGGAUAAAAAUGGAAAACAAAUUCUUCUUGGCACCGUUUCCGUUGAAGGCGAUAGAGGUCUUUAUGAGCCAAUGUACGCGAGUGAGACGGGCAUUUGGUGGGCACGAGGUGGCCUUAGACCACGUGAUGAGCCGUUAUGUGGAUUCUCAGGCGACAAGGUACCGUAG